GGUUACUUCAAACCGAGGCGGUGGAGGGAGGUGGACGUCACUCAGCUGGUCUCUCUCACAGUCUUUCUUUAAUAUAACCUCAAUGUGGCGUCUGUUGGGCAUUUACGAGAUCCCUACCUACUUCUACUAAACCUUGAGUUACUUUAGAGUCUUAUUGUGACUUAGUUAUUGUAGUAGUUAUUAAGGGAAAAUAUAAAAUCAUGUCUACUCAAAUUUACGAGGAUCAAGAAAAUCAAAUUCCAUCCCAACGAAGUGAAGAUGAUCCAAGGGUUAAUAUAGCCAUUAAUAACAGUCUACAGGCUACUAGGAGACCAGUGUUGGGUGCUAUCAACACUAAUCUACAACAACAACCAACUAGAGCAGCCAAACAGGGCAUCAGCUAUGAAACAGGAGUGCCACAACAAGGUGAAGAGAAUGCAUCCAGUACCAGCCACAAAUCUUUUUCAUCCACCUUCCCAUCCUUCACAAUCCAUCAAGAUGUUUCAUCAUGUGUAUCCGUGGGAUCCUCCUCAUCCACCAGCACCCAGAUGAGCUCGACAACCAAUUCUUCAGUACCUUUACCUUUACGAGAGAGGUUAAGCAAACCACAAGACAGAAAUUGUGAAAGUUCCCCCGAUCUUGAUCCUUCUAUAACAGCGUUACAAAAAUCUUCCGAUAUAGAAAGUUCAGCGUCGACAGAUCCCAUGGAAAUGAGCGUGUGCGAAGACGAUCUCAUGGUAGUGGAAACGACUCCGAGAGAAGACGUCCUCCAGAGUAGAAAUGACGACAUAUAUGACGUUCCGGAAUAUGCAGCGGACAUUUAUCAAUACCUUAGAGAAGCAGAGGUGUGUCACAAGCCCCGCGCCAACUACAUGUCGAAGCAGUCCGAUAUAACGUCCAGCAUGAGAUGGAUCCUCGUCGACUGGUUGGUGGAGGUGGCGGAGGAAUACAGCCUACACACGGAAACCUUGUACUUAGCCGUCUCUUACAUAGACCGUUUUCUCUCCCAUAUGUCCGUGAAGAGAGACAAGCUACAGCUCGUUGGUACCACUGCCAUGUUUAUUGCCGCGAAAUACGAAGAGAUCUACCCGCCCGACGUGGGUCAGUUUGCCUACAUCACCGACAACACGUACAAAGUGGGUCAGAUCCUACGCAUGGAACAUCUCAUCCUAAAAGUAUUAAGCUUCGACAUGGCGGUACCGACGGCACAUUUAUUCGUCAACAAAUUCUCCCGGAUGUGCAAGAACUCCGAGGAAACGUUGAAUUUAGCGCUAUUCUUGGCAGAGGUGACAAUGCUAGACUGUGAUCCAUUCCUAAGGUUUCUACCCUCUAUGAUAGCUGCAUCUGCGGUUGCUUUGGCCAAUCACACGCAGGGUCGAGUCGCUUGGCCGAGUCAUAUGGUGGAAUCGACGGGAUACGCCCUGGAGGACCUGAGGGAGUGCUACGUUAAUUUGUAUCGUGCCUUCUCUCGAGUCCAUGAGCCCCAGCAACAUGCGAUCAGAGACAAGUACAAAAGUUCAAAAUGGCACGGCGUAUCACAGCUGAGUCCCCGACAGAACUUUCCCUGGUGAUAAGUGUGCGUGAAGAAUGCUGCUAAACGUGUGCUCAGGUGUUUGGUUUGUAAAUUUUGUGUGGCUGUUUCUCCUAUGUUUGAGUGUAGUUUUAGCAGAGUUGGUGCAUAUGACAAAACUCUUAAACCCUAUGAGUGAGGUAACUUGUAAGUUAGUACAAGCGAGUGUGUCCGGUGCCCCUGCUCUCUCGAGGCCUGGACCGACACUAAGACGUAUACACAGGCUGGUCUUCCAAGUUGUAUUUUUUAUGCAGUACAGGAUGUCUUAUCAGAUUUUUUUAUUUCUUUUAAAAUGUGUGUAUUUUACCCUAAAACAUUUAUUGAAUGCAAGAAAUCACUAACUUUAAGAAGACCUAUUGUGUAGAUGACUAUUUUUUAUCACUAGAGUUGAAAGACUUUUGGUUUAUCCGCUGCAUGUUAUUUAGAGGUUUGUCAUUGUGUGAACUUCAGUAUUUUGUACGCAUCGGGUCAACCAUCUAUGGGGCUGAGUCGUCUACGGGGCGAGCCAUCUAGGUGGGUGAACACUUUGCUACAGUGAGACAUAUCAAGUGUUCAGAAGACAUGUACAAAUGUCUGUAAAUAUGUAAUCUAGAAUCUUUGAGGAAAUGUCUAAUUCCUCCGAGAAUUUUUUAGCAGGAAUGACUUGUUCCAUUACCUUGAACAUCUCUUCGACUCCCUAUCCUUAAAUUUAAUUGUCAAUAAGUUCAACCAUUGUCCAUUCCAAAGACUUCAUCAUUAUGGAAUAAAAACACUUUUCUGAA
This is a messenger RNA of Homarus americanus (American lobster), 2310 nucleotides long. Its product is annotated as G2/mitotic-specific cyclin-A-like. Gene Ontology annotation, biological process: regulation of cyclin-dependent protein serine/threonine kinase activity; mitotic cell cycle phase transition. Gene Ontology annotation, cellular component: cytoplasm; nucleus; cyclin-dependent protein kinase holoenzyme complex. Lineage: Eukaryota; Metazoa; Arthropoda; Malacostraca; Decapoda; Nephropidae. The record is from RefSeq and is a predicted model, not a curated record. Gene Ontology annotation, molecular function: cyclin-dependent protein serine/threonine kinase regulator activity.